Messenger RNA from Apis cerana (Asiatic honeybee), 7910 nucleotides. It is a transcript of the gene FMRFaR, whose product is annotated as FMRFamide Receptor. Lineage: Eukaryota; Metazoa; Arthropoda; Insecta; Hymenoptera; Apidae. Gene Ontology annotation, biological process: G protein-coupled receptor signaling pathway. Gene Ontology annotation, cellular component: membrane. The record is from RefSeq and is a predicted model, not a curated record. Gene Ontology annotation, molecular function: G protein-coupled receptor activity.
GAAUCGUUACGAAUUAACAAUCGAAAAAUCGAAUGCGCCGCUCGCCUGAAUUAACGUAGUGUGUGGACGCGUGGGUCGAUCUCUUUCACUGUCUUCGACGCGUCCGAACUCUAUGAAUGGAGGCGAGGAUGAAGAAGGACAGAGGAUCGUCGAGAACGAGACAAAUGUGGUGGGGAGGAGAGAGGCGCUCUCUGGCGAGAGGGUUGCGGAAAGAAAACAAGAGGGAGAGCUAAGGAGUGAAAAUGGAGCGGGGGAAAAAAGAGGCAGAAAAAGACAAAAAAUAAAACGUGCAGCGUUGGAUAAGCUCGUAAGGGACGCGUUAGAAAUGAAACACGAGGACGAAACAUGAGGGAUGAAUGGGGGAAAAACACGAGGACUUUUUUUUUCUAAAAAUGAGAAAAGAUGGGAAUGGAAAAGCGACGAUGACAGGGAAGAGAGACGGAUCGACGGAUGAGGUUAGGGGUGGAGAGAGAGAGAGAGAGAGAGAGGAGAUUCCGCGCAGGCGGAAUCCACUGCCAGGGUCACUCGUCUCACUCCUUCCGCGGAUCACUCUUGUGAUCAUUCUCUUUGGCGGAGCGCUCAGUGCGCUGCAAGCGCUUCGAGGUUGCGUGUCGGCCUUAUCGCUUUCCGCGGGGAAGAAUUUCGGAUUGAAAUGUCGAUCCUUGGAUCACGAGUGGCGAGUGUGAAGGGGUUAUUUUCUUGCACGAAGAUUAUGUAUAAGGGAGAAAAGUGAGAGGAAGGGGGAUCGUGAGAGAGUUCGCGCGGCUCGCAGCCGGCUAAAAAAAGGAAACAAACGCUCGGGUGAAAAUCUGAAAACGGAGCCAAGUGAUAUCGACGUCGGGAGUGUCGUCGACGUAAUUUUAGAACAUUUCAAAUAAGGUGCCAAUAAGAUAAAAGAGAAAAAAAAGAAGAAACCCGUGCACGAAAAUCGGGGCGGAUUUCGAAGAAAAGUGUAAACACGAUCGACGAUUCAAGUUGGAACAACGGUCGAAGAAUCUUGAGAAGAAAACCUGGGACCUGUGUUUAAAAAAAAGAAAUACCGUUUCGAAUUCGAGAAGAAAUAAAAGGAAGAAUAAAAGAAUAUACGUGGAGAGAAAAUAUUUUUCGAGACAAAGGUGCGGAUUAAAUUUGCGUAAAAAAGGAGAAAGUAAUACGCGAAAAACGAAAAAAUUAUUGAUAUCAACGUCGUUCCUCUAAAUCCUUGAAAAUCUCGUAAUUUAUUUCCCAUAAUUUUAAUUAAUUGACAUUCCGAAUUGUCUUGUUUCUUGUUCCUCCUCAUUCUCUUUUGGAUAAGGGAGCGCGGGAUAUGUUUGAAUAGACAAAAAAAGAACUUAUGUCAGGAUUAAGUAUAAAAGCCUCGAGCCUCUUAACAAACUGUUGACCCGAAAAAGCGUUUUUCCUCGUUAACUUAGCCUAUUCUUCUCGCCCUCCGAAUGAUAUAUUUAAAUUCCUCUUCAUCCAGAUCAGAUUGAUGCGUCGACAUUUUUUAAUAUCUCUCCACUCGACAUUACCCCCCUUCUACGAAUCGUUUAUUCAAAAUUGGUUUUCCCAUUUAUCCACUCAAGUUUCAUCAGAAGUUACAGCGAAUAUUAAUCCGGUUAAUUCUAACGAAAAAUAUCUCUUAUCUGCUGCAAGGCAAAGUUUAACCAACGUUAAUAUUCCAUAUCAUUUCUGACAUUCAGAGGAUCGUGUCAAACGAACGAUAAAGCGACGAUUUAAAUGUAAUUUUAUCAUCGUCGAAAUCAAUUUCUUAAAAAAAAAAAAAAGAAGAAGAAGGAAAAGAGGGUAUAGAUUUUUGGUCACAGGCGCGAACUGAAAUCGAUGCGUUAAUUAAAAUUUGAUAAACUGUAUUGGCAGCAAAGCGGCAAGAAAGAUAAUUAAUGAAGGAUUAAUUUUUUUGCUAGGCGAAGUAACAAAGUUUUUUCGAAGGGGAGAAACAAAUAAAUAAAUUGCACGGAAUUAUGCGACGCGAAAUUAGCUUCAUUCGAAUGAAAUUAUUGUUUUUAAAUAAGGUGAAUCGCCGUCGAAGAUAAAACGAAGAACUUCGAAAUUAUUCUAUUACUUCUUUCAUCUUUAAAUAACGAUUAAAUCACGGGAAAAUAUAGUUCCGAAUGGUUGUUCGAGGUCGUCCAAAUUAUUAAUUUCUCGGAAUAAUCAAUAAACUAUUCAAGAAUAGUUUUAAUUUUUAAAUUCAAAUUUAAAAGUAAAUAAACGAACAAGAGGUAUUUCUAUGAUAAUUCUUCAACAGAAUAUUAAUUACGCAUCGCAUUUAAAUCUACCGAUUAUCGCAUCGAUAAAAUUCGACAGAUGAAACAGGAGCGAUCGAUCGAAUCUCCAUUAAAGAAAAAUGAUAUUAGUCGAAGCAGCGGGACAAUAAAAAAGAUACGAUAGGCUCGACUUUUGUCGCAAACGUGUAAGAAGAAAUUCGAUUAUCCCGGGUUCGCGAACCCGAAAGGGAUCGUUUUCAUGAUUUCAAAUCGAAAGGAGAGACCGUGGCGCCCUCACAGCAAUUCGAUCGUGCUUGUCAACGAUCGUCGAAGGAGGACCGUCUCGAUUUUGUCUCGAUAUCUCCGGCAAAGAUAAGAGAUAAAAGAAAACGAGGACAAGAACCAUUCGUGUUUGGACUUCCUGCUAUUUCUCUCGAGAGACAGAGGAAAAGAAUGCGAGAAAACGGGGGAAGAAUUGUAAUCGACUUUUUUCGUAGAAAACUGUUUCUGGAUCUCUUAUAUAGAGUCGUAUAAAGGGAAUAGCUCUACGAGGAUAGAUUAAAGUUGCAAAUUUAUCCGCAAGAAAGAGAGUCGUGUAAUUUAAAAAAAAAGAAAAAGGAUUAGAAUCAAGAAUUCCUAUAUAUAAAUAAACACAGUGAUGAAUGGAAAAAAUACGAUGAACAGUGUCUGCAAAGAAAUAAAAUAUCCGAAAGUUUUGAGGUUAUGAUCGAUGAGAGAAACGCACGAGAUAUGAAACGUUUGAAAGAUACGUCGUUUAAACGGUUUUAAAUAAACGAGUGUAAAGGUAGAUCUCCUUUAAGCUAGAAGAUAUACGAGACUGCAUAGGGAAAUUAUAUAGAACAGUGCCAGACCUCUAUGUGCGAUAAUCUUACCGACGUGAGAGAUUUAAUGUGCAAUCUCGAAUUGUUUCUUUGUGAUCAAAAGAAACUGAACUCUGUCCUAUUGUUUGAGAUUAACGAUAUUUUUCGUAUCAACAACUGAAAGAUCGUCUUUGCGAAAUUAGAUGCAAUUCCCUUGCGAGUUUUCCGCUUCGAAAUAUUUGAAACCGGAAAGGACGGUGUUACACGCUAUAUCAAAAAUCGAUAGAAGGAGGGGCAAGCUGCAGCAUUUGACGAAAAAAUCUGUGACAGAUUGCUCGAUACGACAUGAUUUACGAUUCUGAUUAUUUUUUACGUACAUUCCUAUUGUGAUUCGUUCUCGUAUAUUCUAGUGAUGAUUGUCAUGGAGAAGCGAGUAAUUAUGUCAUGAUUUCGGAUAUUUGGAAAUGCGAGUUAACACGUUCGAUCAGAUUUAUGAGAAUAAAAGCCGAAAGGAAAUCGAAUUAUCGAUUGCUGCAAAGUUACGUUACGUUACAGAUGCAAAUACAAGAAAUUUACAUCAAAACUUUCAUCAAGACCAAGCAAACUGAAUUACAGAAUUCAAUAAUACUUAAGAAAAUAGAAGAACAACAAGAAAUAAGAUAGCAUUUUAAGGUUUUGAUCAAAAAAAUCUUCUUCAUCAUGUUACCAAAACUAUUGAUUCUAGAUUCUUACAAAAUCAAAAGAUAGUGAAAGUGGAAUCAAAAGAUAAUAAAAUAAGAUAAUAAAUAUCUUAAGUCAUAUUCUUAAUGCAUAUUGAAAUCAUAUAAUGCAGAAUUGAAUUAUACAGAUAUAAAAGUGAAAUAACGGAUAAAUUCAUUCGUGAAUAAAUAUUUCUUUAAUAUAGGAGAAAUUAAUACAUAAAAAGAAUUAAUAUGUAUAAAUAUAACAAAAAUAAUCAAAAAUGGUGACGUAAAAGCUAAAUGAAACGAAGAACACUAAUGAAGAAUCGGGCGAAAAAGUGAAACGAAGGUAGUUGAAAACGAUGGAAAUAAACCUCGAAGUUUCGAACUACACUAGUUACUACAAUGCUAGUCAAUUAUCGAAAAAUUUAUCGAUCGAAGAGAAUACGAGAGAACCACUUGAGUGUAAACAAGAAAUCAAUUCGAGCGGUCUCUUCGAUUUCAUUAUUUAUGGUAUACUAGUAAAUUUGAUCGGAAUUUUUGGAAUAUUUGGCAACGCAAUUUCGAUGAUCAUUCUUUCGAGGCCGCAAAUGAAAUCAUCGAUUAAUUAUUUGCUAAUUGGUCUAGCCAGGUGUGACACUAUGUUAAUUAUCAUUUCGAUAUUGAUUUAUGGCUUAAUCGCAAUUUACACAUACACUGGCCUGCUGUUCGACUAUAGGUUCAUCGUCUACCCGAAGAUAGUCCGAUUCUUAUAUCCAUUAUCAUGUAUGGCACAUAUAGCAACGGUAUAUUUGACUCUGACUGUGACACUUGAGAGGUAUAUCGCAGUAUGUCACCCCUUACAAGCUAGAUCUUUUUGUACAUAUGGACGAGCUCGAUUAGCUGUGGCGAUUAUUUUGAUAUUCUCCUUUUUUUAUAAUUUACCAAAAUUUUGGGAAGUAGAGUAUUACACAGAAACUCACUGGAAAUACAACGUUACUGUAUAUUGCGUGUAUCCAGCUGAUUUAAGAAGCAACAAUUUAUAUGUCACACUUUACGUCCAUUGGAUGUAUUUUUUUAUUUGUUACCUUUUUCCUUUCCUUGCUUUAGUGAUCUUCAAUGUAGCUAUUUAUCGAAGGGUGAGAAAAGCGAACAGAGAUUUGCAACAGCUUUCACGACAUCAGAGACGUGAAAUUGGAUUGGCAACGAUGUUACUUUGUGUGGUGAUUGUUUUCCUAAUUUGCAACAUUCUACCGCUCGCCUCAAAUAUUCACGAGACUUUUCUCAACGAUCCGCCACUUUGGCUGGUACAGACAGGCAAUCUUCUUGUGACAAUUAAUAGUAGUAUCAAUUUCAUUAUCUACGUGAUCUUCGGUAGAAAAUUCAAGAGGAUAUUUCUAAAGUUAUUUUGCAGUUCAAAACUAUUCGGACCUGGAAGAGAUAGUCCAGAAUUCCAUUAUGAUGAAUCAAUCGUUACUAAUAUGACCAAUAUAGAAUUAAGAAACUCUAUCAGACAUUAUCAUCUUAACAGAUCGAGUAUCAAUAGAAAUAACAAUAUUUCAAAUGGUAGUACACGACAGAGUAUCAAAAUGUCGGGAAGACCUGCCAGUCCAGGACCUUGUAUUUAUUAUCCUGCAAGAAGUCCUAGUCAGAUGUCCAGAACAUCGAAUGCGCAAAAUGGAUGGAGUAAAAAAGAUGUAGAUUCUACGCUAUAAAAAAUUUUAAAUAAUUUAAUUCCAAUAAGUCGACCAGUUAUUAAUCAACAACAACGAAUACUUCUUUAUUAGGCAAAAUAAAUGAGGAAAUUUUUUACAAAUGAAAAAACCAUUUAAAUCGAAAACAUUCGAUUAAGUUUGAAAGUAUAAAUGUCUUUAUCAUCGAUAAAUAUUAAUAUUCAAAUAAAAUCAUCGAAUAAUUUUAAAUUUAUUUUUAUAUCCUAUUAAAUCUAAUAAUAAUCCUAUUAACUUAAUAUAAAUUAGAAAUAUCUUAAAAGUAAAUUCAUAAUUGAUUAAUGAUUUGAUUUGAUUAAAUUUUUGUUAGAAUUGAAUAAUUAUUGACAUUAUAAGUGCGAUAUAUUUUAUUAUAUUCAUAAAAUUGCUUCAUAAUGUAUAAAAAAUAUUUGAUCAUUAAAAUAAAAAAUUAUAAUAUGUAAAAUUAAUAUGUUUAAAAGCAUAAUAAAUAUAUUUAAAACGAAAAUAAAAUUUAAAAGAUAUAAUUGUCGAUAUCAAAAAAUAUUUAGAAAAAAAAUAUUGUGAUAAUAAAUCUAAUAUUAAUUAGUGUGUGUUUAUGUAUCUAUUACAAAACAUAUAAAACAAAUGAUUACCUUAUGUAAAAAUAAAAUUAUUUAAUUAAAAUAGACAAUAUAAUCUUUGUGUAAAAAAAAAUUUUUUUCUUUUUUCAUUAAAACGCACAAAGAUUUUAGAAAAUACAUUCAUAAACUAUAUUAUUUUGAUAUUUGGCGAUAAUGAAAUUUUUCAUUCACAUAUACUUGAUGUAUAAAGAACAAAAUAUAUCUGUAAUAAUUAUCUUUUUAAAUAAUCAAAAAAAUAUUAAAAUAUUGGAAUUAUAAUUUUUUAAUAAAAUUUGAAUACAAAUAUUAUGCAAAAUUUGUUUAUUCAUUUUUGAAAUGAUUAAAAAUAAUAUUGUAAAUAAAUAUUCAAAUUCAAUUUAAAUAAAAGUUAAUUCAUUUUUAUAUUGAAAAAUAAUAAAUGAAAAGAUAAGUAAAUAUUUAAAUCGUAUAGAAUGAAUUCGAAUGUUUCGAAAUAUUAUUUAUAAUAAAAUAUUUAUAUGUGUGUGCGCGAGUGUCUGUUGUCUGUUUGAAAUAUCAAACACAUAAAAAUAUUAUAUUUAUUAUAAUCGCUUAUUACUCUGAAAUACUAAGGUAUGUUAUACUUAUCAAAAUUAUACAAAAUUAAAUAAUAAGUAUUAUUUAUGUUUAUUAUUAUAAGAUAUGUCUUAUCUUUAUAUAAAAUAAAUACAUUCUAUACAUUCUUCUUAUUUGAUAUUUUUUUAUUCAAAAUAUAAUAAAAUAAAAAUAUAUAUAUAUAUGUUUUAAUAUAUUUUUAUUUUAAAAAGUAUUUUUUAUAAAAAUUUUACGCCUUAGUAGUUUAGAAUGUAAUAUAAAUAUGUACCUGAAAUUAUUUAUUAUAAGUAAAUCUUUUAAAUUCUUUUACAUUCUUUCGAAAUAAAUUCUUCUAUAAAUUUCGUAUAAUUUUGUUAAAUAUAUUUAACAUAUUUAAAAAAAAGAAGCAUACUAGAUAUUAAAUGUAUAUUUUGUUCCAUUUCUUAUAAUUCACAAAUAAGCAUAAGCAUAAAUUUUUAUAGUUAAUAGAAAAUAUUACAAGUAAUAUAUAAAUAUAGUAAAUAAAUUAAGUUUAAUUUUCAAUAUAUAUUAAAUAAAAAUAAGUAUAAUUGAUUUAAUGAUCAUUUUUGAUGAUCAUGUAUUUAGAUUGAUUUAAAUUGAAAACAUAAAAAUAUUAUGAAAUAAUGAAAUUUUAUUAUUUUUAAAAUAUCUAUACAAAAAUAUAAGAUCAAAUAGAGGGAAAAAAAACGCUCUCAUAGUUAUAUGAUAAAAAUUAAUAUGAAUCAUAUAAAUAUAUAUAUUGUAUUUUAAUCCUAAUCCUAAAAUUUCGAUUAAUAAAUAAUUAAAUUCAAAAUUCUUGUGAUUUCAUAUGUAUAUAAUAAAAAUAAUCACAAAUUCUACAAAUUAAUUAUUAAUUAUAUAAUUUCUUCCCUAAUGAAUUUAUUUAUUUUAUUUUUUUAUAAUGUACAUCUAUAUUAUAAUUUUUAUCUAUAGAUGUUCUAAUUGGCUUUCACUAAUUUAAUAUAUUUUUUAUAUUAUAUUUUAAUAAUACCAAUAAUAUCAAUUACAAUUAUAUAUUAUAAAUUUACAAAAAGAAAUUUAUAAAAAUAAUAGAAAUAUAUAAUGAAAUUAAUUUUUAUAUUUACAUAUUUAUUUAAUUUAUACAUAGUAUUUCAAAUAUUCAAGAACAUAUUAAAUUUUUAUAUAUUUUUUCACUGCUAUUUAGCAUGAAAAAAUAAUAAUAUACAAUAGGACAUUAUUAAUCAUGAAUAAUCAAUCAUUAUUAAUCCAUGAAUAAUGAAUAAUUUUUUAUUCCUAAUAAAAGUAAUAUAACACAAAAAUUAUUAUUACAUAAUGUGUCUAUACCAUUUAAUGUUGAAAUCACUUUUCAGAUACUUGCUUACUUUUUUUUGGUUUAAAA